Molecule: messenger RNA, 322 nt
Organism: Spodoptera littoralis (African cotton leafworm)
Lineage: Eukaryota; Metazoa; Arthropoda; Insecta; Lepidoptera; Noctuidae
Source: the annotation of a GenBank genome assembly
AUGGUAAGCAAUCGGCGUCGCCCAUGGACACCUAUGGAACACCAGAGGCAUCACAAGUGCGUCACCGGCAUUUUGGGGAUUAGGAAUUUGAGGAUUGUUGGGGAUUCAGGGAUUAGGGACAUUGGGGAAGGGGAGGAUAAUCAGGCCUCCGGUAACCUCACUCACACGACGAAACACAACGCAAGCGGUGAACGUCGGUUUCCUGUGAGGUCGUGGUAUUACUCUGGUCCAACCGGCCCAUUCGUGCCGAAGCAUGGCUGAAUGGCUCUCCCACACUGUCCCACACCGUUGAAUUGAAUAAGACCUGUAAAGACUCCUGCAU